Messenger RNA from Stegastes partitus (bicolor damselfish), 6215 nucleotides. It is a transcript of the gene pth1r, whose product is annotated as parathyroid hormone 1 receptor. Bases 1079 to 2689 code for a protein of 536 amino acids. Gene Ontology annotation, biological process: cell surface receptor signaling pathway; adenylate cyclase-activating G protein-coupled receptor signaling pathway; intracellular calcium ion homeostasis. The transcript has 13 exons. The record is from RefSeq and is a predicted model, not a curated record. Gene Ontology annotation, molecular function: peptide hormone binding; G protein-coupled peptide receptor activity; parathyroid hormone receptor activity. Gene Ontology annotation, cellular component: plasma membrane. NCBI's taxonomy places the organism in Eukaryota, Metazoa, Chordata, Actinopteri, Pomacentridae.
ACUUUUGCGCACAAACACUCAGGCGUCCGCGCGUAAUCUGUCCGUCAGGGCGAACUUUGGCUCUUUCUCGAUAGUAAGUAGAGAUUCUUGAAGCCAAGUUGGCGUUUCUGUCUUCUUCUCUGAGCUCUUUUUUUCUCUCUCUCUCUUUUUUUUUUACAUCACCAUUGGUAAACAGAGCCGAGUUUCAUACAUUCAGUUCGCCGCUGAAGUGCCACGCGUGUUGCGCACGAUUCCUGGAAGUAACACAGACGAGACGUUUCCAUGUGAUGUUUGGGUGAAUUCGUAAAGAGAGAAAAAAAAAUAAAAAGCAGAGAGCGGCGGUGCACUGAUUGAGUUGCAAAUCGCUUGUAUGAAAAGUUGGUAAUUUCACGCCCUGCUCUGGCACAAAGCUGCUCCUUCACUGGUGGAGUCCGUCAGAACCGCUGCUGCUGCUGCUGCUGCUGCUGCGGCUUCGCUGCGCGACGCAUGAAGGCGUUGAUGGGGACAUGAGUCAGAGCAGAAAUGAAGCUGUGAAAUUCAACAGCGACUGGUGAUGGAGUGAUACAAUUUGGGCUUUUCUUUCUUUUCUUUUUCUUUUUCUUUUUGUCUAACACUGAUCUAACGUUUGGACCAGAGGACUGGAAUAAGCCAUAAGGCGCGCGGCUCCAUACUGAAGUGUUUAAGUUAGUCUGAGGGGAAAUUUAAAAGACCUAAAAAUACAGCGUUGGUUUCUUCCCUACAAAGAAUCAUUUGAACUUCCCACCGCAGAGCGAGAGCGACAUAAAUAGUUCUGACAUGUGGAUGUAAUUUCAGAAGAGGAAAAAAGACAGAUGCAGAGAAAUAAAGCGCGCCGGCUGAGCCUGAGCAUAUAGUAGAUUAUAGGAAAUUAAAUCGAAGGGGGCAGAGCGAGGCGAUUACAGAGUUAUGAUUUCACAAGCCGCCAUAAGCACCGAGAGGCCAGAUGGAGUGAAAAGACACAAGUCGCUCCACUUUGAAGAGAGUUAAGUAGAUUAAAUAAUUUAAUCUGAGCUUCAUCAGCGUCUGUUCGAGCCCCCCUGCCUGCCAGGAGUCCUGGAGGUAGAGCUGCCUCAGGUCAGGGAUGGGAUCCUCUGUGCUGCUCCACAACCUGGACUUUCUCCUCAUCUCACUGCUCAGCGGUUUAUGUCUGGUUUGCGCGGACGACGUGCUGACGAAGGAGGAGCAGAUCGGCCUGCUGUUCAAAGCCAAACGGAAGUGCGAAGGAAACAUCAAGUCAAAGCACAAGGUUCCUGAUGGGUACUGCUCUCCAGAAUGGGACGGCAUCGUCUGCUGGCCUGAAGGGCCUCCUGGGAAGCUCGUGUCCACGGACUGCCCGGAGUACAUCUACGACUUCAACCAUAAAGGCCUCGCAUACCGCCGGUGUGACAACAAUGGAACGUGGGAGCUGGCCACAGUCAACAAGACGUGGGCCAAUUAUAACGAAUGUGCAAAAUUCCUCUACCAUUACAACCCCAGCCAAGAGAAGGAGGUCUUCCACCGCCUCUAUCUCAUCUACACAGUGGGCUACUCCAUCUCGUUGGGCUCGCUCAUGGUGGCUGUCGUCAUCCUGGGAUAUUUCCGACGGCUUCACUGCACCAGGAACUACAUCCACAUGCACCUCUUCGUGUCCUACAUGCUCAGAGCUGUCAGUAUUUUUGUGAAGGACGUCGUUCUCUACUCCGGAUCGGCGUUAGAGAACAUGGAAAGAGUCACGGUGGAAGACCUGAAAUCCAUCACCGAAGCGCCGCCGUCCAACAAAACGCAGUUUAUUAGCUGCAAGGUGGUCGUGACCUUGUUCAUGUACUUCCUGGCAACCAAUUACUACUGGAUCCUUGUGGAGGGCCUCUACCUCCACAGCCUCAUCUUUAUGACCUUCUUCUCAGACAGAAAGUAUCUGUGGGGAUUUACUCUGAUUGGAUGGGGAGUGCCGGCCGUGUUUGUGACCAUUUGGGCAACUGUGAGAGCCACGUUUGCCGACACAGAGUGUUGGGACUUAAGUGCAGGCAAUUUGAAAUGGAUAUAUCAAGUGCCUAUCCUGGCGGCCGUAGUGGUUAACUUUCUGUUAUUUCUGAACAUCAUCAGAGUCUUGGCGACUAAACUACGAGAAACAAAUGCUGGACGAUGCGACACCAGACAACAGUACAGGAAGCUGUUGAAGUCCACGCUGGUGCUGAUGCCGCUGUUCGGCGUCCACUACAUCAUAUUCAACGCCAUGCCGUACACAGAGGUGUCCGGAGUUCCCUGGUUGAUCCAGAUGCACUAUGAGAUGCUGUUCAACUCCUUCCAGGGAUUCUUAGUGGCAAUUAUCUACUGCUUCUGCAACGGAGAGGUUCAAGCUGAGAUCAAGAAGUCCUGGAGCAGGAGAACGCUGGCUCUCGAUUUCAAAAGAAAAGCUCGAAGCGGCAGCAACACCUACAGCUACGGACCCAUGGUGUCCCACACCAGCGUCACCAACGUCACCGCCAGAGGGCCGCUGGCGCUCCACCUCACCACCAGGCUCGGACCGCCGCCCGUCAACGGACACAGGAACCUGCCCGGCUACGUCAAGAACGGCUCCGUCUCCGAGAACUCCAUACCGUCGUCGGGGCAGGAGCUCCACAUCCCCGAAGAGGAGCAGUCUGCUCCCCCGCGGCCCUGCGAGGACGAGAAGCCGUCGCCGGUGGUGGAGGAGGAGAGGGAGACGGUCAUGUGAAAAGUGGAAAUAACACAUUAUGAAACAGUCUCAGGAUGGUUUGAAGGGGAUGGCUGCACGCGUCAACGCUGCCGGUUUUUCCUCCUGUGAAUCGAGCCAGAACAUUGCCGACUGAUGAGGCUCAAGGCAAAGAAAAAAAAAAAAGGGUGUAUCACUUUUGUGAGCUCGUUCGAGGGAUGAUGACCCCCCAUUUUCGCGGCAAUACUCUCGACUCUUCCGCCCAACCGCCCGCCACGACGAAUGUGUACAAGGCUGAGAACAGACUGCCGUUUCUCAUUUCUCCUCCACUGCCAUAACUGCCGUCAGCUUGUUUUCCGUUCGCAGCAAAGGUCUCGUGGUCGUCUUUUGUGCUUAAAUUCAAACUGGAGUCUGGUGGGUGCUGUAGCAGCUACCAGCGUAGAGCAGCCUUAACCACCUAACGGGAAGCCAGGUGGGCUCAGAGUGCACUUAACGGCACAGAUGUGGACAAUUUCAUCAGCAGCUUUUGGAUAAAGUGAAGGCCUCAAAAGUUAUUGAUGCGACUACGAUGAGUUUCUGGCAUCUCAUUGUGUUCUGCGUUAAAUCCACUUCAGUUUCAAAGGGAAGUUACUCAGGUAAUUGAAGUCCUCUGUUGUUGCACACCUAUUUUUAUACGUUUAAAGCGGCGUUUGAGUCGGCAUGUCUCUCCAGAGGAUGCUCGUAUGUUACAUAAGGCUGUGUUGAUUUGUUUUUUUUUUAUUUCAACAUGUUGUACAGUUUCUGCUGUUUCGAUCGACCCAGUAAUCGUCCCUCCUCAACAGAAUUUUUGAAUAGUUAAAAUGAAUGUAUCGUGUUCCAUUUUUAAUUUCUUCCUCCUCCAAAACACACGACCAAAGUAAGAACGCCAAAGUAGGAAUAUUUCUCUGAAGGCUGCCUUUCUCUGCUCUGGGUUCAGUGUGAGUUGAGGUAAAGAAGAACAAAAAAAAAACCACGUUCUUACCGAGUUCUUACAAGAUGAAACUCCAUUUAAAAACUCAGAAGCCGCCAUUUAUUCCAGCGGAAUGCGAAUUAAACGAGGAAUCCAAUAAAAUCUUAAACCCGACUGGAAUUCCACGAGCGCUAUUUGUGGUGGAUACAGAAGGUCAUUUUUCUUUCUCUAUUUUUUUUUUUUUUUUUUUUUUACAGAUGGUCCAAUGUUGUGCUGCUUUUCGAUGUACAUACAAACAAGUCAACAUGUUUACAAAGAUCAGAAAGACAUUAUAAUUGUGAGCUAAAAGUGUUCAUGUGUAAUGGAUAUGUUAUGAAGCUGUUUUGAUGUUUUUUUUAAAAAAAUGUGUUUGUUUAAGGAAUGUUGGAAAUAUCUGAUCAUGUAAAUAGUCCCAAACAGAACUGGCGAGUAUAUUUCCAGGGCAUUCAUACGAGCAUUUACUGAAGCAUUCCACGCGUUGUUUUAAAACCCUGUAACUUGUAAUAUAGCGCACUCGACCUGCGCGGUCGGCAGGGUCGGGUCACGUCGUGUAUUAUACCAAAGAGAAGGUUGUAUCGCCGUUUUUCUUUGCGUUCGUUAUCUUGUUUACAGCGACCGAAUCGUCUUAAAGUUGCCGUAAACGUGUGAACAGCAGAGAGCAAAACGAGAAUUCAGUAUCUAGAUCAUAGUGGGACCGGACUGAUAUUAAAGGCAAUUAUUCUUAUUACUUUUUAAUCCUCAACUUGGUUUUUCGACUUUGCUCAGUCUCCAGAUUGAAUUCUAGUCGCUGUGAGUGAUGCUGGAUUCAACCAAUAUUUGGCCCGAUUCUUUUUCUAUGUAUGAGGAGCAGAACCGGGUCUGUAAUCCCUCCUCCUGUCACGCUCUUCUGGUCCCUUCACACCUCCUGAGCCAUGCUCCCAAUCUGCCCUUAUUCCUGGUUUCACAGCACCUGUUGCCCUUAAGACGUGUGUGUUUACUGACAUUUAAAGUCUCGCCAGCAACUUAAACUGAAUCUAAAGUAAGAAAACUAAAUCAUACCUCAGCUUCAGGCAACUUUACAACCCGUCUGGUCUCUUUUUGUGCAAGAUGUUAAAGGAUGCUCAGCAAUAUUCUGCGUGUUUAUCGCCAAUUAAAACACCAAAACCGACAAUGAUUUGGCUUCUAAGUAACGUCUGAUACAGCGAUGUGCAAUGGAGCUGCAUUGUAUAAAAAAAAACACACUGACGUUCACAUUUCACUAAAUUUUGGUAAAAAACAAACAGCAGGUUUUGGAAACUUCGCAACCUUUUGAGAUUGUGGUGUCUCACAAAACCAAGAUAUUUUCCUACGAUUCGUCCUGUCGUCCACGCAGAUUAAAAACGGUUCUUUCAAAACCUCCGACCAUAGUGAAGAUUUAUGAAUCCUCCGUCUGCAUGUAGACAUCGAUAACCGGGUUUUAGGUUUCACUGCCUUCGACAAAAUAUGUUCUUACGUCACAUGUGCGAGCUGUGUUUGGAAACAGCGCAGACGCCCUCAGACCUGUGUGGCCGUUGCACAAGAACACAGGCGACGUUAAGGACGCUUAUUUUACGACGUCGAGACACGGAAGCUCACUCUGAUUGGAUAGGAUUUGGGGAACUACUGCCACCUACAGGUUUGGCAGCUUAUGAAUGUGCUCAACAACACACCUGUGCGGUUAGAUGUGGGUGAAGUUUUUAUCUAAAAACUAGGUGGUGAGUAGGGGGGAGGAUAUUCAGUUUUAUAAAAGCCCAGCUUCGUGUCGACUACGCCUGAAUCUUUGUAAGCGAGUUUUAGCGACUUACGUCUUAAGUGGGAACACGUGGCUGAGAGAUAAAGAUGAAGGAGUGAUGUCAUGAAGCAUCAGGAGACAGACUAACAUGCUCUUUUUGCAAAAUAAUAGAAAAAUAAAACCAGCAUCGCAGUGAUUUCAUUUUAACAACUCUGGGAUCGGGGGGUUACAAGAGCAAUCACAGGUGUCUGCAGGACACCACCGGGGCUGGAUAACACCUCUGCCACUGGAUGAAACAGCUGCUCACUGCCACAAAAAGACUUCAUUUAACUGGAUCCUUGCAGCCUUCAGGUUCCUCUCCCUUCUCGUGGAAUUUGGCAGAAUUUGCAAAGCGAGCGUGCCACGCUACCAUCCGGGUUUAGAGAUCGGGAUCAAAGCAUCAGAGCAGGAAAAUCUUGGAAAACACCUGGAAAAAUUCUAUUUGAGCACUUUAAAAGCCCUAGAAAACAGUAUUUUGUUCUGAUUGUAUGAUGAAAAAUGAUUGUGUUUUUGGAGCGUACAAUAAGGCCAAUCGUCAUAGAGCUAAUGUUGUGUUUCUAUUGUUACAAAUACCUCUCAUGGAAGUAUAAAGUGUAUUUCAUUGUCAUUUUAUUUAUCUCGUGCUGAAGUGUACAUCGGUGGAGCCGUCGGUAGUCUCUAGACGAGGCGUGUGCUUUCCGACACGCCUCUGACCUUCUCAUGACUCCAUUGUGACGUAGGCAUGUUGUAGACAUCAGUGUAAACCUUUGGAUAAAGUAGGAAGAUGUUUUUUCUGGUCUCUGAUGUUCAUCGGUGAAUUGUGAAUAAGACAAUAAAUCUAUAAUUCUACUGUA